This is a messenger RNA of Protomyces lactucae-debilis, 550 nucleotides long. RefSeq lists its product as uncharacterized. Lineage: Eukaryota; Fungi; Ascomycota; Taphrinomycetes; Taphrinales; Protomycetaceae. The transcript has a single exon. The record is from RefSeq and is a predicted model, not a curated record. Bases 175 to 477 code for a protein of 100 amino acids.
CCUCAAGUUGCGGCGUUCGCCCUACCUCGAUGAAAGCCAUUUUCAGAGUUCCUUCCAGCAUGUUCGACAUUCUGCGUGGGGCAAUGUACUGCUUCGCAUACAAGCACCUAAAGCCAGGCGCCGCUUCAAUUGCCUCUUGGUCCCGCGCUGUGCUGUGGCGGACGGCAUAGGACCAUGACUCGGCCAAAGGGGUUUCGGGCUCUGCUCUCUGUCUCGACAAUCCCUCAGCGGCUUCAUCAAGCGUUGUCGGAUUUCAGAAUUUUUAGGUAUCCCAUGGGUCAGCAUCUGUGUGUCGCGCAGAACACUUACCUCAAGGACGCCCGGGUCCAACAAAGCAGCAACAAAAGCCAAGGGGAGAUGGAAAAGGAUCGCGGUGAAGAUAUUCUGAUCACUCGUUACUCGUUGAAAGGCUCCUUCCUUCUGCCAGAGGCGUUUCUGCGAGAUGCGCGCAUAUCCCCCGUGCGACCCGAACUGUGACUGAUGCGAUACUGCGAAUCUGUAACCAAGUAGUAGCCACGGUUCAUUGAUAGACAGUCGUAGCUUGCAAGCC